AUGGCCUUCCGCUCGGCGCGGCCACUCCGAUUCCGCCUGACCAGGCUCUUGCGCGCAGGAGGUGCAGAAGACGCAAAGCCCCGAUGGACACUGCCCGAGGCAGACUACCACAAAUAUACGUACCAGCCAUCCAUCCCGGACAAGCACUUCAACAUCGGCCAUUGGAACUAUGCCCCCAUCACCAUGUGGCUGCGUGCUCGGCGCCCCGCCAUGGAGAAGGUGCUGGGUGACGUGUACACCACCCUCACCAGCACGGGAAGCGCCCUCUGGUCGCCCAUCUACGGCAACAUCCACGCCAACCUCCCUGGCUUCGGCUACAAGUUCCUUGGGCUGGUAGGCGCUCUGAUCGGCUACAACCUGGCCGUCAUGUACGUGACUUCCCGUACUGAGGCGUGGAUGUUCCUGGAGAAGAUGCGUCUUUAUGCCCUGGGCGACGAGCUAGUCAAGAAGGGCUUCUUCAUGUCCGACGCAGAGGAGGCGCACUCGCGCCAGCACAAGUACGACCACGAGGUGGAACGGCUGAACCAUCUCUGGGAGGAGGCCAUCUCCGACGCCACGCAAGCCAGAUCCUUUGACAGGCUGUGUGAGCAUUUGGCCGUGGAUGCUGAGAAGCUUCCGGUGACCGAGAUCCCCAAGCCGAUCUCCUGGCGAUUCAGCCUGAUGCCGUAUGGACGGGAUGACCCCGAUGCCAAGACCUUCAGCUUUGCGCCCGUGGACUCACCGGCAGCCAGCAAUUAUUUCCUGCUGGACAUUGGGAAUUCCGGGGACUACAUCGACCGCCAGGACAACAAGCCGAAUCCCAUCCGCAAGGGCCGUCACAUGUACACGGCUGCAUACAUGCCCCCGACGAAGUGA
Symbiodinium sp. CCMP2456 is the source of this 855-nucleotide messenger RNA. The record is from the annotation of a GenBank genome assembly. Lineage: Eukaryota; Dinophyceae; Suessiales; Symbiodiniaceae.